Messenger RNA from Belonocnema kinseyi, 359 nucleotides. Its product is annotated as zinc finger protein GIS2-like. The transcript has a single exon. Lineage: Eukaryota; Metazoa; Arthropoda; Insecta; Hymenoptera; Cynipidae. Gene Ontology annotation, molecular function: nucleic acid binding; zinc ion binding. The record is from RefSeq and is a predicted model, not a curated record. The annotation marks the transcript as partial.
CGUUAAAAGAGGAAAUAGAUAGAACUGCGGCAAUCGCUGCAGAUCAACAUCAGAGCAAUAGUAACAGGAAUAAAAAGAAUGCUACGCAGACAUGCGAUAGGAACAAAAAGACAACGCAAGUUGAUUUUCAAGUUGGGGGAGGUCAGCAGAACGCGAAAUCUUCUGCUGAUAACAAAGAUAAGAUAGAGUCUCUGGCAAGAGACCCUAAUGAAGUGGUCUGCUUCAAUUGUGAUCAACCAGGACAUUAUCGGAAAGGUUGCGCGGCCCCUAGAAGGCUCCGUUGCUACAAAUGCAAGACUGUGGGCUAUACGACUCGGGAUUGUCCAAAGGGUUCGGGAAAUGCCGGGGAGAAGCAGUAA